Molecule: messenger RNA, 912 nt
Organism: Ostreococcus tauri
Lineage: Eukaryota; Viridiplantae; Chlorophyta; Mamiellophyceae; Mamiellales; Bathycoccaceae
Product: unnamed product
Exons: 1
Coding region: 1-912 (303 amino acids)
Source: RefSeq, a predicted model, not a curated record
AUGUCGGGCGCGUGCGGGCUCGAUCUCUUGUUCGCGGCGGCGGCGACGACGUCGGGGGUGGAUGACGACGCGCGCGCGUCGGUGCAAAUUCAAAAGAUGAGACGUGCGCGCGGUGCGUCGGAGACACCACGGGUGAGGGACGCGACGCGGGAGAGCACGGGCGGGUUUAGGCGUUUUAAGAAUGGUAAGGGUGGUGCGGGACUCGUGGACGUGACGAACGGUCGGGUUCGAUCGCCGAAGACGCCGGGGGUGGCGCGCGCGAGCGCGAAGCGCGGGCGAAACGCGAGACGCGCGCCAGAGUCGGAGAGCGAGGACGACGAUGCGCGAGUGAGAGUGGACGAGGAGUGCGUGAGGGGAAUGGAAAUAUUAGCGAACGAGCACGCGGAUGUCGUGAUCGAGCACGUGCGGGAGUGGUUGGAUUUAUUGGAUGGAGACGCGCGCGCGCGCCUGGGUGCUUUGCGCAAGAGCGCGAAGCGGACGCGCGCGGCGGUGGAGAAUUUCGAGCGCGAGGGCGUGACAGAAGGAGUGGGGAUGUCGUAUCUCCGAGAAUUCGAACGAAUGCUCGAAAUCGAGCGCGAGCUUCUGGAGAAAACGCUCAGACGGGUAAGUGACAUGCGCACAAAGGCGGAGUAUGAAGCCGCAAAGCUGGCACUCGGUUGGUUGGACCGCUCAAAUAGGAAGUCCGAGGACGAUUCAGGCGCGAGCGAUGAAGAAAACAGCGCUCGGGCGCACAAGAGAUUGCAUUCAUCGAGCGCUCAAGCGUUCUUGCGAACCGCUUUGGCCGCGUACGUCCAAGAUACGGCGCCUGAAAAGUCGCUACGUCUCAACGCGGGCUCAAAACCGAGCGAAAUCGUCACCGCCGCCACGCUUCACCCGCAAGUCGACCUCGAAGUCGCGCCCGAGAAGGCGUGA